This is a messenger RNA of Funneliformis geosporum, 174 nucleotides long. NCBI's taxonomy places the organism in Eukaryota, Fungi, Glomeromycota, Glomeromycetes, Glomerales, Glomeraceae. The record is from the annotation of a GenBank genome assembly.
CCUACUAUUGAUUUAAUGGAAGGUAUUUUUGAAAGAUUAUCAUUAAAAGAAGAAUUCUUUAAGAUGUUUAAGGUUGCAUCUGAUGAAAAUAUUAUUGAAUUGUGGAAAUCAAUAUUAGAAAUUGAUAAUACAUUAGAGUUAGAUGAUAAAACAAAAAAAAGUAUUAAAGAUAAA